Caenorhabditis briggsae is the source of this 540-nucleotide messenger RNA. The transcript has 4 exons. NCBI's taxonomy places the organism in Eukaryota, Metazoa, Nematoda, Chromadorea, Rhabditida, Rhabditidae. The coding region runs from base 1 to 540 and encodes 179 amino acids. The record is from RefSeq and is a predicted model, not a curated record.
AUGGCUCCUCCCAAGCAACCCGUUCCAUUUGAAGAUGCUGGCGCCAGUACGGAUGCAACAAUGGCCAAUAAGCCCGAUGAGCCGGCAUUCAAAUUGUCGCUUAAUGCGAAUAAGGUUGAGUUCCCAUUCGCUCCGAUCGGUCGUCCAACAUAUGUGAGCCUUCGUCUCCAUAAUCCAACAUCGAAUCGCAUAACAUUCAAAGUCCGUUGUACAUCAGCUGACAUCUUCAGAGUUCAACCACCAGUUGCUUUUGUGAACCCAAAUGGUUUAAUGACAAUUACCAUUUGGAAUGCUAAUACGGAUCAGAAGCAGAAAAUGGAAAAACGUCACUAUUUUGCAUUCUAUCAUAAAACUGCUUUUCCGAGUGCCCGAUUGGCUCCGCCCCUUUGGAAAAAUGGAUUGAAGGAUGCAGAGGGUGUCCGACGCAUUCCGGUGAGCUUCCUUCCGGAUCCUUCUGGAGCAAAACCAUCAGCAUCUCAACCAGCUGCUCCAAGUGCUCCAGCUGCUCCGGCUCCGGCUCCAGGAGCCCCUGCUUCAUAA